Molecule: messenger RNA, 1212 nt
Organism: Rangifer tarandus platyrhynchus (Svalbard reindeer)
Lineage: Eukaryota; Metazoa; Chordata; Mammalia; Artiodactyla; Cervidae
Source: the annotation of a GenBank genome assembly
AUGGGUGAAAGGAAAGGCGUAAACAAGUACUACCCUCCAGAUUUCAACCCUGAGAAGCAUGGCUCCCUCAACAGAUACCACAACAGCCACCCACUUCGGGAGCGGGCUCGGAAGCUGUCCCAGGGCAUCCUCAUCAUCAGGUUUGAGAUGCCCUAUAACAUCUGGUGCGACGGCUGCAAGAACCACAUCGGCAUGGGUGUUCGUUACAAUGCAGAGAAGAAGAAGGUUGGCAAUUACUACACGACCCCAAUCUACAGGUUCAGGAUGAAAUGCCACCUCUGUGUCAACUACAUCGAGAUGCAGACGGACCCCGCCAACUGUGACUACGUGAUUGUGAGCGGCGCCCAGCGCAAGGAGGAGCGCUGGGACAUGGAGGACAACGAACAGGUGCUGACCACAGAGCAUGAGAAGAAGCAGAAGCUGGAGAUGGACGCCAUGUUCCGCCUGGAGCAUGGCGAGGCUGACCGGAGCACGCUCAAGAAGGCCCUCCCCACCCUGAGCCACAUCCAGGAGGCCCAGAGUGCCUGGAAGGACGACUUCGCCCUCAACAGCAUGCUUCGGAAGAGGUUCCGGGAAAAGAAAAAAGCCAUGCAGGAGGAGGAGGAGAGGGACCAGGCACUGCAGGCCAAGGCCAGCCUGGCCAUCCCGCUGGUGCCGGAGACAGAGGAUGACCGCAGACUGGCCGCCCUGCUGAAGUUCCACACCCUAGACUCGUACGAGGACAAGCAGAAGCUCAAGCGGACAGAGAUCAUCAGCCGCUCCUGGUUCCCCUCCACCCCGGGAGCCAGCAGCGGCAACAGCAGUGGCGGCAACAGCAGCAAAGCCAGCAGUGUCCUGAAGAAACUGGCCCAGAACCGCAGAGCCACUCCUACCAGCUCCCCCGUCACCAUGGGGCACCUGGGCAUCGUGCGGCGGCGAUCCCGGGAGGUCCCAGAGAGCCCCCAGCACCCGGCCGAAACCUUCAAGUCUGGGGAGCCACAGGUGCCAGAGGGGGCCAACCAGAACGGGCCCGCCUCCCCCCGAGACUGCUCUCUGGAGACAGCUGAGACCCCUAGGAACAGCGGGCCAUUGGGGCAGGAGGAGAGCUGUCAGGACAGGCCCCAGACCCCUCCAGACACCGCCCCCGAGGCAGCCAACCCCCAGGACACACCACAGCCCUGCGGCCUCGGCUCCUCGCUCGUGGCUGACUAUUCCGGCUCCGAGAGCGAGUGA